Messenger RNA from Chrysemys picta bellii (western painted turtle), 3678 nucleotides. NCBI's taxonomy places the organism in Eukaryota, Metazoa, Chordata, Testudines, Emydidae. The record is from RefSeq and is a predicted model, not a curated record.
AUGGCUGGGAACAAGAAUAAAGCAGGCUUGAAACACCUGCCUGUCAUAGAGGAGGCUUUUCAGAAGGUGGCCCUGGACUUGGUGAGGGAUGAAUGGGAGGGGAAGGCCUCCCCUGAUGGAGACUCAGUAGUGGAGUAUUUACUGACCUUCCAGGAAAGGUUUGCUGAGCUCAUAGGUCUGGCCAGGGAGAUCCUAGCCAGGGCCCAAGGGAGGCAGAAGGUCUGGUACGACUGCUCAGCCUAUGGCACCAGGGACCAGGUGAGGGUUCCCAUCCUGGUGAGGAAGAAUAAGCUGCAAGCUGCCUGGGACAGGCCCUUCAAGGUCAUCAAGCAGCUGAAUGAGGAGAACGAUGUGGUGGAACUGCCCAACCAGGCUCACAACCACCAAGGGGAUCAGGUCAACAUGAUGGAGCCAUACUUUGACAGGGAGAGGCUGGUGAGCAGGAUGCUGUGGCAGGUGCUUCUGCCGGUGGAGGGGCUCCUGGGGACUGGCGCCUACUUCCCUAAUUACCCUCCCUGUGCAAACAGCACAGAUGGCAGGAGCGCGGACUGCAGCCUGCGUGGCUUCAGACUCAUGCCGGAUAUAUGUUCCAUCAACGUGACCUUCCUGAACCUUGAUGAAAACUUCCUGUCACUGCUGGCCAAUGACUCCUUCUCUGGUGUCCCUCACCUGGAAAACCUCUCGGUCUGCUGGAACUGCAAGCCAGGGCAGCUGCGGAAAGCACAUGAGGAUUGUCAGCUGGUGAUCCAGCCAGGGGCACUGGUCAGUCUUCAUAACCUAAUCAACCUGAGCCUGGCAGGAAAUAGCCUGAAAGCUCUGCCCCCGGUCCCCUCUUCCCUCUGCUUCUUGGACUUGAGUUACAACAAUAUCCUUGUGCUGGGCCCUCAGAGCCUCGCAGGGCUCAGCAACAUGAGGGAGCUACUCCUAGGCAACAACUGCUACUACCAGAACCCGUGCAACACCUCCGUAACCCUUGCACAGGAUACGUUUAAAACCAUAACCUCCCUGAGCCUGAAACAGCUUUCACUGAAGUUUAACAACAUGACUGAGGUUCCCCAGGGGCUCCCACCCACGCUGCACCAGCUUGACAUCUCGGAGAACAAGAUAUCCCACGUGAGCCACCUGGAGAACCUCACCAACUUGAGAUUGCUCAACCUGGAGUGGAACUGCCAGCGAUGUGACCAUGCUGCUCAGCCCUGCUUCCCCUGCCCAGACAACAAGUCCCUGACCUUCAACACGGAUGCUUUUCAGAACCUCGUGAAGCUCAGGAGCUUGAACCUGCGAGGCAACUCCCUGUAUGACCUCAACACCAGCUUCUUCAACAACCUCAGCCGCUUGGAGACCCUGGAUCUGUCAGACAACUUUCUGACCUGCACCAUUAGAAAUGGCACCGUCUUCUCUAUGCUGCAGUCAGUGCAGACCCUAAACCUGGGCUACAAUUACCGUUCACUGGUGACCUUCGAGAACCUGACUCUAUCUGAGUCCUUUGGCCAAAUGAAAGCUUUGAAAAAUCUCAUCAUCAAUGGCUACUUCUUCAGGAACUUGGCUGCAGAUGGGAUCAAACCUCUCUUCAACCUAAGCAACUUGGAGACCCUCCACUUUCAAACAAACUUCAUCAGAGAUGUGAACCUGUCGCUCUUUUCCAAGUGCAGAAGCCUAAAGCUCAUCAGUCUGUCUCAGAACAGCAUUGCCUUCUCCCACCCUUGUGAGAGGAACGGGAAUGGAGCUGGAUCGGGGCCUUGGGGCCUCUCCCAGGAAGGCACUUCGGCAGAGAAUCCCUGGCAUUGGGCGGAGCCUAAAGGAAGAGCUGAGGAAAUGGUGAGGAAUAGCCAAAGCUCCCAUCUCAACUUCCCAGCUGGCAUUCACUGCAACAAGACCCUGGAUUUAUCGUUCAAUAGCAUCCACAGCAUUGAGCCAGCCCAGAUCAAAGGGCUAGAGGAUAUCGACUGCCUCAACCUGAGCUCUAAUUACAUUAGCCAGCCCCUAAAUGGCAGCCAGUUCCUGAUGCUGCAGUCCCUGAAGUUGCUGGAUCUGUCUCACAAUAGGUUUGACCUGUACUAUGGCAGUGCCUUGCAAGAGGUCCGCCACUUGGUUGUGCUGAGCCUCAGCAAUAACCAGUUCCACUUCACAAUCAAAGGCCUGGGGCACAAGUUUGAGUUAUUGACAAACCUCAGCAACUUGAAAUUUCUGAACCUGGACAACAACCAGAUAGGUAUUAGGAUCUCCAAACACCUGGAGAGCCAUUCACUCGAGACUCUGAUCUUCAGCAGGAACCGGCUGGACAUCAUGUGGAUGAGUGGGAGGAAUACCUACCUUGAGUUCUUUGCCAAGUUGCCCAACCUAACGCUCCUGGACAUUUCAUUUAACAAACUGGACUUCAUUCCAGCCGAGGUCAUUGACACCUUGCCCGAAAGCUUGAGAAACUUGUCCAUCGCCUAUAACAACCUCUAUGACUUCCCAUGGGACAAAACGGAAAGACUGAAAAGCUUGGAAUUCCUGGACUUGAGUAAUAAUGCACUGGAGAUGCUAGUAACAGAUGAAGAUUUCUCUAGGAUGAACCUCACGAAGCUCACGAACCUCACAACCCUCAACCUCAGCUACAACAAGAUCAGAUCUCUUCAUAAAGAGUUCUUUUCCAAUGUCAGCUCCUUGCACUUUCUAAACUUGAACCAUAACAAGAUAAAGAUGAUAGAUGAAAGCAGCUUUCCAAACACACUUCUCAAAAGCUUGCAGCACCUGGAUGUGAGCAGCAAUCCCCUGAGGUGCACCUGUGAAGCCCACUGGUUCCUCAUGUUCCUGAAAAGCACUUGCAUCACAAUAGACCAUUUCUCCACUAGCAUGCAAUGCGACCUCCCCGAAUCGAAGCGAGGGCAGCCUCUGCUCUCUAUGGACCCUCGAUCAUGUCAGGAUAUAUAUGGCCACCUAAGCUUCCUGUGCACUUCCCUCAUUGUGACAUUCAUAACCGUGCUUCCUGUCCUACGUAAGCUAUAUGGAUGGGACUUCUGGUAUCUCAGCCACAUCUGCCUGGCCGCAGUCAGAAGAGGCUAUGCUCAGAUGUCCACACCCUCCCUGGAGGAAUAUGAUGCAUUCAUAGGCUUUGACUCCCAACACAGCACGGUAGCUGACUGGGUCUACAACGAGAUGGUGCCCCACCUGGAGGAGAAAGGAAGGAGGAGGUUCAAACUGUGCUUGGAAGAAAGAGACUGGACAGUUGGAAGGUCCAGGAUUGAGAACCUCUGUGACUCCAUCUACAAGAGCAGGAAGACCAUCUUUAUCCUGACGAGGGAGGGGUUUGGCAGCGGCUUCCUGAGGCACACCUUCUUCAUCACCCAACAGCGGCUGCUGGACAACAAGAUGGAUGUGUUUCAGAGUAAGAUGGAUGUGGUUAUCCUGGUGCUGCUGGACCCAGAUAUGAAGAUGUCCAGAUUCCUGCUGGCCCGGAAAAGACUAUGUGGGAGGACAGUCCUGGACUGGCCCGGCAACCCUUUUGCCCAGCCCUACUUCUGGCACUGCAUGCGAGUCCUGCUUGCUCAUGAGGUUCACGACUUUUAUGACUCACACCUGAGGAGAAGCAUUGACAGUUCUGGGGCAGGGGAGCUCCUGCCAGUGGAGAAAGCAGUGGCCAGGUCAACAUUGCGAAGGCCCCGAGAAGCAGCCAGAGCUUGUGCAUUGCAAUGA